Panthera uncia (snow leopard) is the source of this 1860-nucleotide messenger RNA. It is a transcript of the gene EZHIP, whose product is annotated as EZH inhibitory protein. The transcript has 3 exons. Lineage: Eukaryota; Metazoa; Chordata; Mammalia; Carnivora; Felidae. The record is from RefSeq and is a predicted model, not a curated record. The coding region runs from base 86 to 1594 and encodes 502 amino acids. Gene Ontology annotation, cellular component: nucleus.
CCUACCGUCCUCACUCCUUCAGCUGGCGCUGUAGCUAGACGGUGUCUUAGGACAACGAUCUUGUGUCUCUGAGAGAGAAUCUGGCAUGAUGGUCACCCCAUCGUCAAAGAAGAAGGCACAGAAGCAACAGCAGGGUGAGAUGACCGCAGGGCCCAAGAACGAGAUCACCCCUGCCCCUGGUGAUGCCCGCGGGACCGGCAACCCCAAUCCUGGUGCCUCAGCCCCCUCAGUCUCCAGUGACCUGUCUCCAUUGGAGCUGAGGCGUGUGGUGCCCCAGACAGGCCAGGGUCCUUGGGCCAGGGUCUCCAGACCUCAUAUGCGUGUGGCGUGGCCACCAUGGGGCGAGCCACGUGGGGCUCUGGCCAGGCCGGCGGGCCCCGACCUAGACCACGAGCCUAGUGAACUGCUGUGGGAGGGAGCAGCCCGGCUGGGAGGAGGCUGCCCAGGCUCAGAAGCCUCCGUGGCGGCGCUGUUUCCUGGGCUUCCCAAGCCUCAGUGCCCAGUAUCCUUGUCUCCAUUUUCUCCAGGGUCUCAGCCUAGCGGUCGCCGUCGUUCUCGGGUUUCUUCGUGGGGUCACGAAUCCCGGCCGGGUCUUGCCCUCCGGAGUCAGGCCAGAGCAGCAGGUCCAGCUCUCCGCAGUCAAGCAGCCAGGCCUGGCCCUGCAGUCUUCAAUGGUGAUGCCCCACCGCCAGGCCCCGCCUUCCGCAACCAUGCUUCUGGGUUGGGCGCUGCUUUUUGCAGCCUUUCAUCUGCCCCAGGCCCUGCCCUGCGAGGUGGUGCUUCUGUGCCAGGCCGCGCUCUCCCGCGUCGUCAUUCAUCCACUCGCCGCGCGUCCGCGCCGGUUCCUGCUCACAGCCGCCGUGUCUCCGCGCGGGGCCCUGCCCCAACCCCUGCUUCCCGUGGCCGUGCAUCUAGGCCAGGCCCUGCUCUCCGCAGCCCUGCAUCCGGGUCAGGCCCUGCCCUCCGAAGCAGAGCCAACCCGCUAGGCCCUGCCCUGCCCAAUGGCUGUACACCUCCAGGCUACGUCCUCCGGAGCCACCCCACCCAGACGUCAUACCCUAGAAGCCUUCCCUCUCUGCCUGUGCCUACCGGCCUGAGUCCUUCUCCUGGGUUGGCCUCACAAGAAUUUGUGAGCAACUCAAGCUCUCCUAAUCCUGAGGUUCCAAGCCUUGAUACCCAGCCCCGUUGGCAUGCAGUCCGUAUGCGGGCCUCCUCUCCCUCACCUCCUGGUAGGCUCUUCCCUUUCUCUGGGCCGAGUGAUGAGGGCUCCUCCUCUUCCUUCUCUCCCUCCUCCUUCCCCUCCUCCGGGUCUCCUGGCCAGAGCUGCUGCUACACCUCCACCUUCUCCUUCUCCUCCCUCUUCUUCUUCUCCUCCCCUUCUUCCUCCUCCUCUUCUUCCUCCUCCUCCAAUGAUUUUUCUGACCAGUGUCCCUCUUCCCCAAAGUUUUGUGGCUUGGGCUCCAUCUCCACUCCUAGUCCUGCAAGCCUCAGGCGUGCCUUACUGCCAGAGUUUGAAGCCCUGAGCCCUCUCUCUUCAGGAGAGCAGAUUGAAAUAGGGAGCGUGCCUUCUCCCACUAUACCCCCUGGGGUGUGAGCUACCAUGAGUAUAUUCCUUAAACCACAAAAGGAAUUAGCAUGCACCCACUGACCUGAAGGGAGUGCCUGCUCUGCAGUUUCCUUUGAGGUUUAUGAGUGUUCUAGCUAUUAACCAUUAUGAGAAAUUUUGUUGCUGUUUGGUGAGUAGUUUUGAAGCCUCUCCUUCCCAUAACUGCACUACCUAGCACUUAUCUGCUUUUGGCCCUUGAUUUCAGGCCUGCUUUUUCCUCAUAAAGGCCUGCCUUUGCCCCUGAGUUGAGAUUG